AUGAUUGAUGCCAAUAUGGAUAGCUCUGCUACUAUUGCUACUGAAUCUUCUGCUUCUGUACCUUCUGCUGCGGUACCUUCUGGUACCAACUCUGUCACAUCGAAAGACUUGGUCGACGCCCCUAUCGAGUUGUAUAAGCAACUAUCAAUCGCCGAAUUGAGGGAAAUCAAGUACAAAGCUGCCAGAGUUUUGAGAAAGAAAACUAAAGGUGCCUUGAAAGAAAAAUAUCAAGAAAUGCAAAAGGCAACCGAAGAUUUUGAGGAAAUGAUGGAAUCCGUUGAUGCUGCUGAUUUGAGUGUUGACGAUGACUUGGCUCCAGGGAGAUCUCAAAAGGGCGUUGGUCGCCAUGGAAAAGGCCGUUACUUCAAAGAUAUGCAUCACCAGCAUAGAGACUUUGAGGCACAUAUGGGUACUUUUGGUGCCGAAGAAUUUAUGCCACCACCACCACCACAUCCUCAUCCUGUUCCACCACAUCAUCCAUUUGCCCGUCAUGGUGGAUGGCACCAUUUUGGCGGGCAUGCCAAGCCUCCACCAUUUGGUGAAGAAUUCUUUGCCGGUGACAAAUCCCGUGGUUUUGGCGGUGGUCAUCAUCACCCUAGAGGAGGGUUUCCUAUGGAAUUUCCUAUGGAACAGCCAGCCUUUGAAGAUAACAGAGAGGUUCCUUGCUUCGGACAUCACCACCAUCGUCCUCACCACCACAAACCCCGUGGUCCUUUUGACUUUGGCAGGUUUAAGGGACGCGGUGGUCACGGUCAUCACCACGGUUUUGCAGGUCACGGAUUCUAUACUCCUCCAUUUGAUCCUUUUAAUUCUGGUUCUGAAUCGCCUUCUGAAGACGCUCCCAAAAAAGAGAGACACGGACCAUGCCCUCCAAAUCCGCUUGACUGA
Molecule: messenger RNA, 888 nt
Organism: Saccharomycopsis crataegensis
Lineage: Eukaryota; Fungi; Ascomycota; Saccharomycetes; Ascoideales; Saccharomycopsidaceae
Exons: 1
Coding region: 1-888 (295 amino acids)
Source: RefSeq, a predicted model, not a curated record